AUCUUUCCUUUGCCUCCCAAAACAAAACCGCACAAAUCCAUCUCGAACGACGAACUGAUCACUGAUGGAGCGGGCGCACUGCGGCAGCGGCCACUCGUCGUCGGGGACGAAGUCUCCGGCGGCCGGCGGCCGGGAGGAGGGCUCGUACAUGACGGUGUCGUCGGCGCCGCCCAAGCGGCGGGCGGGGAGGACCAAGGUCAGGGAGACGAGGCACCCGGUGUACAAGGGGGUGCGCAGCAGGAACCCCGGCCGGUGGGUCUGCGAGGUGCGCGAGCCGCACGGGAAGCAGAGGCUAUGGCUCGGCACCUUCGACACCGCCGUGAUGGCGGCUCGCGCGCACGACGUCGCCGCCGUCGCGCUCCGCGGCCGCGCCGCGUGCCUCAACUUCGCGGACUCGCCGCGCGCGCUCCGGGUGCCGCCGCAGGGGGCCGGCCACGACGAGAUACGCCGGGCCGCGGUCGAGGCGGCCGAGCUGUUCCGCCCGGCGCCUGGGCAGCGCAAUGCAGCUGCCGAGGCGGCGGCUGCUCCGCCGGUAGACGCGGGGAACGCGGAGCUCGCCGCAAACUCUCCUUGCUACUACAUGGACGGACUGGAAUUCGAAAUGCAGGGCUAUCUUGACAUGGCGCACGGCAUGCUCAUCGAGCCACCACCGAUGGCCGGGCCGUCGACGUGGAUCGAGGAGGAGUACGACUGCGAGGUCAGCCUGUGGAACUACUGAUGGCGCGCACCUGAGCCGGCCCGGCUCUGGCCUUCAUGGCUCACUGUACAUACAGCUUAAUAUCGCCAUCCAGGACGACCUGUACUUGUGGUGUGUAAUGUUUCCCUGCUAUUCUGACGAAAAUGCCAUGACAAUGUGGGUCAACAAACAAUUAGUGCCAGAGAUAGCACUUGCACGGGCGAUCUUGGCACGCUGAAAUUCAAGCCUUUACUCGACCGAUUCAUAUAUUUCCUGCUUUGAGAUAACUUGGUCAGACUAACAGGCUCUUGCGCUGUCGCAGAAGUUUCGAGAGGAGCUUUUCAGGUCGCAUUCCCUGAUGCAGAUCUUUAUCGACAAAAAAAAAUCCAUGAUGCAGAUUAACCAGCGGAAAAAGACAGGGGCAAAGAAAAAACAGCGGAAAAAAGACUUGUUCUAACUUGAGAAAGAAACUUCAGGAACAAAAUUGGAGGUGUUGCUUGUCAAACGCAAGCAUUUUUACCGAGUCUGUUGAUGAGUCUCAUGGUGUGUCCGUCGGAUAUGGAGGUGUUGCUUCACCUUUUACCCAGUAGCAAGCACUUACUACAGAACCUUCCAUUUUCAUAUUUUCAGUAGCAAGCUUAAAUGUUACUCACUCCGUCUCAUAAUGUAAAAUGUUAUUACAACCAAGACGUCAUAUCUUGUGCAUCCACAAACCAACCAAUAUGUGUGUAUAUCAGCCAUAAUAACAUCUUAUAUAAAGGUGCAGAGGGAGUAAUUUGUUAACGGCCUCAGGAGAGGCCUCAACUCCAUCAUCGCUCUCACCGCAUGGGCUAUCUGGAAGCACCGGAACGCGGCCAUUUUCGACGGUGCCCGACCCUCCACCGACGACCUUGUGCAGCAGAUCAAGGACGACGCGUGCCGGUGGGCCAAGGUCGGUGAUAGAGGACUAGAUAGAAUCAUUCCUCUAACCUGAUUGUACGGUCUUGAGGCUGAGCACCCUCCUCCGUUGCUUACUUUGCACUCUCUCGGACGCCGUUGCGUGCACGUCCGCGGGGGAUGCAUCCUGUACUCUUCUCUUUCCACCUAUCAAUGAAAUGAUACGCUGCUCAGCGUAUUCACGAUAAAAAGUAAUUUGUUAACGGCCAAAUCCCGUGGGCAUGAUAUACCAGUUACUCCACUAACUCUGUCCUCUGGCUCCUCAGCCGCUGUAUACUCGAGUACAGAUAUCAACAACUAACAACAAUUGCUGACUAACUUAAAAAAAAAGGUAAUGACCGAAUAAGACACAUUUGGAACUUCUAGCAUUACCAGGGUGUACUUGUUUUAGUGGUGGAUGUACUUUUGUUAGUUGAGAAAAAAAAGAUGUCUUCUAUUUUGUGGGAUUAACAGCUAAUGGUAUUGACAAUCAGUGGCGGAGCCAAGAAAUUUAUAUUAGUUGGGCCGGAUUGUGUUAAAAUAGGUUGUGAAAGGCCAAACGAUUAAAUAAUAGGCUUAUAACAGAAAAUAAUCACUAGUGUUUGCACUGUCCAUCAGCAAAUUAGCACUGCAUCUCUAUUGUUAGAGGUGCCAGGCCCUGGUUGGUCCCCCCUUUCUCCAUCACUAUUGACAAUCAGUGCCGGCAAGAUAAACGUACCAAAUACAGGAGUCCUUUUUACAGUACAUCAAAUUACCACUGAAGGAGAUACAUGCCCUAGCACUUGCGCUGGUUGGCUGCCAGCCACUGGCAGGAUUCACGUCACAGGUGACUCCAAGAAUAAGCUCGUUUGGUUCCCUGGAUUUGAGGAGGGCCUCCAUGUUCCAUGCUUCCAGGGUCUACGGUGGUGGAGAAGGAGCUAUGGGGAGAUGGAGAUCGAGGUUGGGUUGGCGCUCAUCAUCGGUGGCUCCCACGAGAGGUCUUGGCGCCUGCAGUUGCGGUCGAUUGCCGGUUGUUUUCGUCUUGCCAUCGAAUCUUCUAGCAGAAUGGAGGCUUUACGGCGGCUUUACUUCUUCCUUCCGGCCAUGAUGUCUAAAGGGAGGCAGUGUAGCUUUAACACGAAGUCCAUGGCGAGGUGUCAUGGAGGUUUCGCCGUCCCAAGUGGUGCCAGUUCGUACGGGAGCAGCUAGGGAUUCAGUUGCAAUCUUCAUUAGCUUUGGGGAGUCCUCUUUGUAAAAAACAGGGACGAGUUUGUUAUUUCCUGGUUGUUAAGGGUCCUGUUGUAAGAUGUGCAUGGUUGCUUUAUGUUUAAUAUAAGCAUCGGGGUCCUUUUGGAACCUUCUUCUGUUCAAAAAAGAAAGAAAAACUUGUGGCCCGCAAUUUGUUAAAUUAAGCUUAGGCAAGUUUAGCAAAAAAAUGUGUGGCAAUCCAAUGCCUAGGGCAUGUACAACAGCGAUGAGUCAGCCGUCUGUAAGGUAUGCCAGUUAGGAUUUUCGUCUACGUGGAGGAAAGAGAAGGAGGAGAGAGAGGAAGGGCAUCUGCAAUUCGGCAGACAGUCGAUA
Aegilops tauschii subsp. strangulata is the source of this 3151-nucleotide messenger RNA. RefSeq names its product dehydration-responsive element-binding protein 1E. Lineage: Eukaryota; Viridiplantae; Streptophyta; Magnoliopsida; Poales; Poaceae. The record is from RefSeq and is a predicted model, not a curated record. Gene Ontology annotation, biological process: regulation of DNA-templated transcription. Gene Ontology annotation, molecular function: DNA-binding transcription factor activity; DNA binding.